GUCGAAGAGCACGAACACGUAGCUGCCCGCGCCGUGCGCGAACGCCAUGGAGAUGAUGCAGCAGGCUUCCAACAACCAAUACAAUUGCGAGCAAGACCAGGUGGCUUCUCUGCAAAAGUCGCUGUGGGCUUGCGUGGCACAUCUGCCAACCACCCGCUUCCCCUACCCGAAGUGCCCGCAGUACGACUGCACCAAGGCGGAAGUCAACAGCUUCCAGAACGCCCUGGCCUGCAAGGCGGCCGACGACCCCGCCGCCGUGGCAGCCUGCCUCAGCAUCCAGCACUGCGCCAAGAUCCUCGACGCGGAAACCAUCUCCGGGGUGCAAACUUGCGUCCAAAGUGCAGUCGCCAAGGGCCUUUGAGGUCUUUUGGAACCCCACGUCCUCACAGUAAAAACUCUUUGAAGAAUCGCAUUGUAAUACGAAGAAAAUGAAGGCAAUUUAAAAUCUGCGAAGGUAUGCUUCGUAUUAUGAAGCAAAAUCCUUCAUAAUACGAAACAUGUCUUCGUAAUACGAAGCAA
This is a messenger RNA of Thrips palmi, 519 nucleotides long. RefSeq lists its product as uncharacterized. The record is from RefSeq and is a predicted model, not a curated record. The transcript has 2 exons. Lineage: Eukaryota; Metazoa; Arthropoda; Insecta; Thysanoptera; Thripidae. The coding region runs from base 47 to 361 and encodes 104 amino acids.